GGCUACUUUAGCAUAACACUUUAAGCAAUGAUUUGUCUGAUUACCAUCGUACACCUGCCUUAGAACGAGUUUAGAUCCCUUGGUAAUAAUGAUUAAUGAUUAGUAAUUAUUACUUAGGGGUAUGAGACUUAUUAGUGUGGGAAGUAUGUAGUUGCGCGGGCAAUACCCCGCCUUUUAUAUUAAUACCCAACGGGUGCACACAUAUUCGAGGCCAUCAUCGCGCAGAUAUUAGGAGAAACAAGAUCUGUGAAGCCCGAGUGUCUCAAAGAUAUCCGACUUAAAAAUCCAGGAACGCCCCGUUAACCUUAGCAUGCUCGUCAGGUAUCCGGCAACAAGUGCUUAAUACAAUCUUCUACGUUUGAAGCAUGCUAUUUUCCAAGUUUCCCUAUCCUUUUCAGUCAAUCUAGUACCUACAGGCACCUAAUUAGAUAGACAUACAGUACAUUCUAAAGUUCGUUAGAGCGGCCAAUAUGUCAUCUCUAAAGACUUUCACACUCUUUCCACGCUUGCCGCCCGAGAUACGUUUGGCGAUUUGGAACCUUUCUAUUGUUGCGUGUCUCUCCGACCCAGCUAUAUGCGUGUAUAGACCUGCAGUAUUAAUACGGUCCUCUGAGAGGGUGUUUCCCACCAGCCGUGAGAUUUCGUUACCGAUGCCGGUCUUUAUGCAAAUUUGUCAAGAGUCUCGGUCCGCUAUGCAAAAAUCAACCAUUGCCGUGUUUGAUAUCGACCAAAAUGGGGCUUGGCUUAAUUCUCGCCGCAAAUUCUGCCCCGACGUUGAUAUUCUCUGCGUUGGAUUCUUUGAGCUUUUUUGCAUAACCGGACACAACGCAAUACGAUUCAUCGGGCCAAACGUUCACCGUUCGGUACAGAGGGAACAGUCCCUUACGGACUGUAAACAAGGGCCGCUCCGUUGUGGCGCUUGUGACGAUAGCCGUAAUGGAUUCAGAUCAAGAUUGUUUGCCAAAAUUUGGCAUUUGAAUGAAACAGUUCCGAUGGGGUUGAGAGGGGCUCCAGAGCUUUUAUUUCUUUUUUGUCCAGUCGCCAAAGAACAUGGCUCCGCUAGACGGACCGCAAUAUUGUCGGUCACAGCGUUGCCAAAAUCUUGCUUGUUCAAGAAGAUGUCUAGAGACCCUACGUUGAUUAUUGGCGGGGAUGACUCGGAGUGGCAGUUCGCUGUCCCCGAUUUUGAAUUCUUUGUUCUUCCACGAGGGCGCUGGCCUGCCUAAUUCACUAGUAUCCCUUUCGGCUUCUUUUAUUCAUAGAUGCCUACGUAUUUAGGUAACUUUGGAAUUAUUAUCUAGUUAUCUCUUCGUAGCUGGGGCCAAUAUUCAUGCGUCAAAUAUGUCUCUAUGGAGAAUAUGAAUAGGAGUUUCCCAAUAGACAGCCAGUUGCGACUCCUGCGUGGCUCAAUGACACA
Daldinia vernicosa is the source of this 1417-nucleotide messenger RNA. RefSeq lists its product as uncharacterized. The transcript has 2 exons. Lineage: Eukaryota; Fungi; Ascomycota; Sordariomycetes; Xylariales; Hypoxylaceae. The coding region runs from base 471 to 1226 and encodes 251 amino acids. The record is from RefSeq and is a predicted model, not a curated record.